AAAACCCGACGACCGACAUUCUGCCGCCUCUCACAGCAAACCGUACUUCGUUCAUGCCCACGACUGUACCCGUGUCACAGCCUCAAUCGCGUCAAUCGGGUCUUUCGAACCCUCGUUGAACACCCUCUCCGUCUCUACUCACCAGAGACGGGGUUUUUUUGGCAGCCCUGGAGGCAUACGACGCCUCUGCAGGCGUCCUCGUGCCAGGCUUUAGCCUUGGUUCGGCGGUGCUGCAACCUUACGAGCAUCCGUCCCUCAACUUCGUACAGGAUACCUACCUAGGCGUCGACGACGACGAAGACGACCAAGACGACCAAACCUCAACCCUCUCCUUUGGCUUCUCUUCCGACUUCACCCCGGACUUUUCCCUUGACCCCGAAGCCGAUUCCACCGCCUCCAACUCAUAUCUUAGGCAAAGUCUCUAUCAUCAACAGCCCUAUCACCAGCAGAGUUACCAGCAUCAGCACUUUCAACCCGCCAAUAUGAACUUGCCCAGCUCCCACAUCCCGCCCCGCCGCAGCGCGAGCAUUCACUCACUCACCCCGUCGCGGGACCUCCUCAUCAAGCCCAAAUCACCAGAGAAGUCGGCCGCCGCCGCCGCCGUGACCGCCACGAAAUCAAAACGAGUGCGGACGGGGUGUCUAACGUGUAGAGAACGGCAUCUAAAAUGUGACGAAGGGUUACCAGAAUGUUUAAAUUGCAGGAAAAGCAGCCGCGAGUGCAAGCGCGGCGUGCGGCUAAACUUCAUAGACGUGCAAGUCAAGCAGCCGCCGUAUAUGCCGCCCACCGUCGAGUGGUCAGUCCAAUUUCAGGACGAAUCGAGGCAGAUCGCCUCAGAAUAUGUUGGAGGUCUUGGCCGCUACGCUCACCUAGAUAAGCAAGCAGCAGCCGCCGCCCCCCCUCGGCACACGAGCCAUCUUGAACCAACCCUCCGUCACCAAGGCCAUCUCCUCCCUCAAGCACACGCAAGUGGCCCUGAUAUAUCCGUAUCACCAAGGACUCACAUCUUGCACCACCCUCCACCGCCUCCCAUGUACAGCUACGCCCACCGUCACGAGCCGCCGCGGGCCGCCGAGUCGGUGCACCCGCGUCGUGACAGCGAUAACCCCUACCUCACGCCUCAAAACUCUGCCCACCCGGGGCCUCACCCGUACGGCCUCCACGACCACUUUGCCCCGUACCGCGAUGGGCCCCCUCGUCAUCACGGCCAUCGCGACAGCGACGUAUCGAGCGCAGCGUCCAUCGUGCCGCAGCCUACGGCGCCGCCCCACAGCUACCGCGGCAGCGUCGCUGCCGCCGCCAAUCCCCUGGCCCCAGAUGGCAUGAUGACGCCGCCGCCGAGCGAGAAGGCUUCGACCCGCGAGAGGGAGUACCUCAACUCGCCCGAGGAGAUCCUGUACAUGCAGGUCUUCGUCGAGGAGGUCGGCGUCUGGAUGGACUCGCUCGACAAGGAGAAGCACUUCUCCCGUCUCAUCCCUUACCACUCCCUCAAGUCGCCCAUGCUGCUCAACGCCUGCCUCGCCUGCGGCGUCAAGCACCUGACCCUCGUCAACCCGGCCUACAAGGACGACAAGGCCCUCUUCUACUACGAUACCGCCACGACUCAGCUCCUCCGCAGCUUGCAAAACCCGGACCGCAACAUGGGCGAGUGCGCCACCACCGCCGUUGUCCUCAACGUCUACGAGAUCAUGUCCGAGAAGCCCGCCCAGCGCAUGAACCACAUCGCUGGCGCCCGCGCCCUCAUCCGCGAGUGCAAGUGGGACGCCAAGUCAUCCGGCAUCGGCGCCGCCUGCUUCUGGCUCAACAUCGGCAUGGAGGUGCUCUCCUGCCUGGCCUUCAACUGGCAGACGUCGUGGGACCCGGACCAGUGGGGUCUAGGCAUGGACUUUGCGGCAGACACCGGCGCCGCGGUCGCGGCAGCUACGAGGCAGGCUUCUGGCGACGGCUUCGGCCAGGAGGAGCUGUGGGUGCAGCGGAUCUUGUACAUCGUUGCCAAGAUUGCCAACUUCCGCGCCACGAUCCCGCGGUUUCAGGAGCCGAGCCCCCAUGACGAGCAAAUCCGUCUGGGCAACCGGCUGGCGCAGUGGCAAGACUUGAAGAGGUUGUGUGACAGGUGGAACAACGUGUGUCCGAGGACGAUGCACCCCUUUGGUUACCUUUACCCGUCGCAGACCAAGUCCAAGUCUGCUUUCCCCAACGUCUGGCUAAUCAAGCGCGCCGCCAUUAUCGGCCGCCUCUUUUACCACACCGCCCAGUGUAUCCUCGCCCAGACCAACCCCAUGGAGCCGGGCAAGGCGUCGGAGGAGAUGCGUGCCCUGCAGCUGCACCACGCGCAUCAGGUCUGCGGUAUCGUCGCACACACCAAAGACCGCGGCGUCGCCUCCGUUGCCAUCCGCUCCCUCGCCAUCGCCUCGGCCGUCCUGACCGAUCCGCGCGAGCAGGAGGAGGUGCUCGAGAUCCUCGACAAGAUCCAUGCCGAGAGCGGCUGGCGACUCGGUAAGAUCCACAGCGAGCUCAAGAAGGCCUGGGGUUGGCCCAGCCCCGCGCCCUCCCACUCCACCCUCCCUGGCAUCAACGACCAUAGGGGCUCGGUUGGAUAUGGUAGGCCUGGCCCGCCUAGCAAUCCGCCCGCCAUGGCGACUUCGUCGGGCACGUCGGGCCCUCCGGGGUCGAGCGCCGCGUCGUCGGCACCGAUGAAGGCGCUGGUCAACCCGCUCUCGUUCGCCGACUUUAGCCUGCCGAACCACCCGUACCAGAACUGGUACGAGCCCCCCAACCGGUCAAACACGCACAGCGCACAGGGCUUCCUAUGAUUCUUUCCUCGCUAUGAUUCUCUCCUCGCUAUGAUUCUUUCCUCGCAGAGUCGACUCCUCUGGCAUGGCCAACUCCGCAGCCGACUUUUGCGCAGCUUCUUCACCCUUCUACUGCUCUUUUCUCGGAGGACCCCCAAGGUCCCUCUGGUCUACAUGUAAUACCUUUUAUUCCCUCAACAAACAUA
This is a messenger RNA of Colletotrichum navitas, 2998 nucleotides long. RefSeq lists its product as uncharacterized. Bases 483 to 2813 code for a protein of 776 amino acids. Gene Ontology annotation, biological process: positive regulation of transcription by RNA polymerase II. Lineage: Eukaryota; Fungi; Ascomycota; Sordariomycetes; Glomerellales; Glomerellaceae. Gene Ontology annotation, molecular function: zinc ion binding; transcription cis-regulatory region binding; DNA-binding transcription factor activity, RNA polymerase II-specific. Gene Ontology annotation, cellular component: nucleus. The record is from RefSeq and is a predicted model, not a curated record. The transcript has 3 exons.